Culicoides brevitarsis is the source of this 2045-nucleotide messenger RNA. RefSeq names its product RNA-binding protein 24-B-like. Gene Ontology annotation, molecular function: mRNA 3'-UTR binding. The transcript has 7 exons. NCBI's taxonomy places the organism in Eukaryota, Metazoa, Arthropoda, Insecta, Diptera, Ceratopogonidae. Gene Ontology annotation, cellular component: cytosol; nucleus. The coding region runs from base 1114 to 1929 and encodes 271 amino acids. The record is from RefSeq and is a predicted model, not a curated record.
CUGAAAGGAUCGUCGCUUGUAAAUUCAUAUAAAUAUAUAUAUUAAUAUAAAAUUAUAUAAAUAAAUAUCUAUAUAUUUACAUUUCUUGUUUAUCCCUCACGUUUACGACUUGUUUUAAUUUUUUCGUUUGUCGAAAUCAUUUUUCAAGAAAAAAGUGUGAAUUUUCCCGGACCGUACUUACUUACUCGCACGAGAAGCAACAAGGAUUGUAAACCACCGUUACCAAGAAGAAGCAGCAGAAACUUUUGGAUUUUAAUUUAAUUAAAUCUGCAAAAAAAAAAAUUCGUGUGCAUAUAAUUAAAUUUUUUGAAAAAAAAUUAUUGCUGCCGAUCACAGAACACAUCACACAGAAGUGAAAUUUCUCGACUUUUACGACAAAAAAAUAAAAAUAUAAAGUCAGACAAAAGUGUGAAAAACAAAUAUUUAAUUUCCUAAAAUAAACAACAUUUUACUGCAUUAGAAGUGAAUAUUCACGAGUUACGCUGGACAUAGAAAACGAGAGAGAAAAGUGCAUUAAAUCAUUGACUCUUACGCGCAAAUAAAGAUUGAUUUGAAGGCAAACAAAAAAGAUUACUUGUUUUGGAUACUCUCGACUCCAGUCUCUUGCAAAAAAAUAAACAAAAGACAGACAUCUGAGCAAAAAAAAAAAAAUAAAAUAAAAAGGUGUAAUUUUCAUCCAGAUAAGCAGCAACGACGCAGGAGAGUGAAAAACAGUUGACAAUACACACGCACAACAGAUAAAUUUGUAACAAAGGCCUCGUAUAAUAAAAAUUUAUUUUAAAUCUGAAUCCAACAGAGACAUAAGUUUAAAAAGUAAUUAAGAAAGAAAGAAAGUAAAAUAAAGAAGAAUUAAUACAACGACCAUUAUAAUAAUAAAAGAAAUUGUAAAAUACGUAGGAUCAAGUGAAACGAUAUAAAAAAAAAAUAAAUAAAUUAAAUUAAAAACACACAUUUAUAAAAAAGUGCAAAUAAUAUUCUAAAUGUUUUAAAAAGUAAUCAUAUAUAUUAAAUCUAAAAAUAUAUAUAAUAAAAAAAAGUCAUUAUAUUUACAUAAAAAAGUCAUCUUCGUAUUAUCCGUAAGACAUAAAAAAAGCAAGCAAAAUAGAAGACACAAUGUUGAUGCAAGUCGCACCUGAAACCGAAGCCGCAUUAUCUGCGCUCGCCAAUUCGCCCGCCGCUGCCGCCACACUCGCUGGCACCGUGCAACAAAAAGACACAACAUGGACAAAAUUAUUUGUCGGCGGAUUACCAUAUCACACAACAGACAAGAGCUUACGCGAGCACUUUUCCGUGUACGGCGAGAUUGAAGAGGCUGUCGUUAUUACCGAUAGGCAAACAAACAAAAGUCGUGGAUAUGGAUUUGUGAUUAUGGGAGAUCGUGCUAGUGCUGAGCGUGCAUGCAAGGAGCCCAAUCCCAUCAUCGAUGGCAGAAAAGCUAACGUCAAUUUGGCCAUUUUGGGCGCCAAGCCGAGAGGAAAUCUCACACCAGGAUUCCCCUUUGCUGCGGCUGCUGCCGGACUUAGAGCAGGAUAUCCGGUCCUACCAAACCAAUUUGGAGUUCCUCCAUCGUACAUUUACUCGCCAUAUUUGGCUGCGAAUGCCGGAACUGCUGCAGCUGCCGCGACAGGAGCCAAUGCCGCUGGAUUAGUCCCUCUGCAAGCAACGCAAUUGUCACAUGCAGCUGCCAUUGCUGCCGCUACGAACCAAUUUUACGAAUAUCAGAACGCAUUAGCAACUGCUGCUGCCGCCCCCUAUCCAGGACAAUACAGCGGAUUUGAAUAUCCCUAUCAAGCUGCUGCUGCAACUGGUGCCGCAACUGCUGGAGCCGCCCAAUACAUGACCCAAUAUCAAUAUGCCACCUUACCUCAAACGACUGGAUUCCCCGGACUCUCUGCGUAUCAAGGUGCUGGCGAAGCUAGACUUCAAUAAUAUUAGCAAAAUUGGAUGACCUCUCUUCCGGCUCCUGCAAGGCUGCAAGGAAAAAAGGAUGACGUCAUCAUGCAGGUUAAAUUAUUUUAACAACAAUCAUUUAUAAUUAUAACGCA